AUGGAUGCAAAGGUGUGGCUUGCUGCUUGGAUCCUGGCAUGUUGCGUGACAGGAUCCCCAGAGGGAUCCAGCAACUCAUCUACGGACCUGUCAAGGUUUUCCUCAGCAGCAGCACCAGCAACUCCGCAACCUUGCCCCGCGGGUUGCAAAUGUCUUCUUCAUCAGGGAGUCGUGGACUGCUCCAAGGCGGCUCUUACUUCGGGGAGAACAUUAGGGCCACUGCUGGGGACUGGCAUCAUUCUAGAUCUCAGCAAGAAUUUUCUAGUGGACUUUGAUUGUGAUGAAUUGACAAAUUCCGAUAUAGUUCAUUUGAUUCUUGAUGAGAAUAGAAUCAAUCACUUCUUCUGCCAGGAGAAAAUGCCGGUGCUGGUGAAAUUAAGUUUGAAAGGGAAUCGUCUGCAGCAUUUUGACGUGUCAGCAUUGAAUUAUUUUCCGAUGCUGAAAGUACUCGACCUUAGCGACAACAAAAUCCACUCCUUCACUGGGACCAUGUCGCCGAGUACUGUGAAUUACCUGAACGUUUCCGGAAAUCGGAUGGCUGACUUGAAACCGCACUUCUUUCACCACUUCGGCGAGCUGCGAACAUUGGACCUGUCCAACAACGGGAUUUACAGCCUCGUGAGCCCCUCGCUGUUUGCCAAGGGUCGGUCCUUGCAGCACUUGAACGUCUCGCACAAUAAGAUCAACAAGAUCCUUCCUGAGGUUUUCCGAGGGCUACGUUUGAACGGAACGCUGAAUCUUGGGCAUAAUUCCCUGCACCACGUUCCUUCGGCGGCGCUGAGAAGCGCAGAAUUUAUUGCGAAGCUUUUGCUGAGUGCAAAUGCUUUCACGCAUUUAGACAGCCGGGAUUUGGUGGGUGUGAGAGCAGAGGAAAUCGUCAUCAGUCAUCAACACAGGCUGAAGACUGUGUCCAGUGAAGCAUUUGCCAAUUCCGGGGAACUUCGCGUGUUGGUGCUCAACCACAAUCCGCACCUCGUUUUCAUCCAUCCGGAAUUCGCGAGGAAUUUGACGAUGCUGCGAGAGCUGCGGCUGGAUUCCAAUGGCCUGGUGGCCCUGGAGGAAAUCUCCCGCGGGAAAUUUCCGAACCUCCGUACCCUGGAUGUGACCCGAAAUCCGUUUUCCUGCUCCUGCUACAACCGAUGGCUUUAUACGAGCUUCGACCCACUACUCAAUACUUCCGUCACUGACUGCCAACAUGCGAAUGCUUCCACGUCCCUAUUUGAUUCAUCGGCGGAAUCAAUGAAUUUAUCUGUGGCCGAAGACGCCAUGGAAUGUGGUGCUGAGCUGUACCCGAUGUUCCCUGCCCACAAGCACGCUUUCAUCAGCGAACACGCCAGCUUUCAAUGUUCCGGGUUCGGGAACCCGGAGCCCGAGGUUUCGUGGUCUCGUCGGGGAUCCGAUCCAGUGUCAAAAAACUGCUCCUCAACGUCGACAGUGUGUCAACGGAGUGACGGAAAGCUAGUGAUGAAAUUUCUGCGCGUUGAUGACACCGGGGAGUAUUUUUGCGUGGCACGGAAUCCGCGAGGAGCUGCCACGCGAACCCUGAGCCUCACUGUCGAUGACGUGCCAGUGUCGCUGUCGGCGACGACGAUCGCUGCGAGGUUCGUCACAUUGGCCUGGAAUGGGUCCAGUGUGUUGGCGACAACUUUGCUGCUGGAACAUGCUGACCUCAGCCACAGGCUAAUUCUCAGCCACAGACUCGAAGUCGCUCCGCACCUCAAAACACAUUCCUUCACUGUUCAGUUUCUGAAGCCUGGGCAGACAUACGACUUCCGACUCAGUGUGGUGUCUGAGUCCGCUUCAAUCCCCUUGGCAACACUGCGAGUGCGGACCCGAGAAGAGGGUUACACUAGGCUUCUGGGUGUUCGCAGUGACUACCUAAGUGUGCUGGUCAUCUGCGUCGUGGCCAGUGUGGCAAGUUGCACUUGCAUCCUCACUUGCCUCAUCAGAAGUGGGAAGUUUGCUUUCCGUCGUCUGUAUUUCCGAGUCACAGGCAAGAGUUGGGACUCGGCCUCGCAACGACGUCUGCUCAACUCGACAUCCACAACUUCUGACGUGGCUUUCAUCAGCAUCUCUUACAACCUGCCUGACACGUGCUUUCUCAUCAGCAAUGAAGAUAUGGACGAUGAAGACUUUCCGAGAAUGUAGCAAGAAGCUCCAGCAAAUACCCCCAUUCGAAAGGGGUCUUGCAUCACACUUGAAGAAAGUGACUGGCGACCGGAAGUCGUACAUAAAACUGGAGGUAUAUACCUGAGAAAGCUGAAGAUUAUCCCAUGUAAACGCAGCUCCAGGAAAGAAGCAGAAGAAAACAAUGCACCUCGUUAUAUCCUCCCAACAAGAAGCAUGGGGCCAGGCAUAAACAUUUUUGUCUUCUUAUGCCUCGAAGACACAUUUUGUAAUGCGAGUAGGACUUUUAAAUUCAACGAGAAACCAACAUUGACAACGACUGAAAAGUUUUAAGCAAAAACAGAGGAGAAGAUGCGAGUGAAAUUCCGGUGAAUCCAUGAUGUGAAUGCGGACGAAUGAAAGCAACUUUUCAUGGAACUUUGCGGCAUUCAGUUGAUUGAUUGUGAAAAAAUCGUGAGAUGACACUCGUGGAAAAAUUGGAGAAAAAAAGGGUGAAAUAAAAGAUGAGCUUUCGCUGAAAAUA
Molecule: messenger RNA, 2650 nt
Organism: Notodromas monacha
Lineage: Eukaryota; Metazoa; Arthropoda; Ostracoda; Podocopida; Cyprididae
Source: the annotation of a GenBank genome assembly